AUGGGCUACUGGGUGCAUAUGGAUGAAAACGGCGAUGCUGAAGGAAACUACACUCUUCUGUCUAUGGAUCCGGAGCGCCCCCCGGGACUGUACCCGCUGGCCGUCAUGCACAAAUCAGCGCCGGAGUUGAGAUUCACGAGGGAAAUGAAGUGGCCCGGCGGCCAGGUGCCCCUCUCCGAGCCGCCGUGCGGUUUCAGGGGUGAAAAAUGCGUCAGCCAUGUUGGCGCGUGGGCAUUGGGUGCUUCGGGAGGUACAUUGGCAUUGCUGGCAUUGGCAGCGUUGGCACUGUACCGGGGGUGGCGGUACGAGCAAGAGCUGGACUCGUUGCUGUGGAAGAUUGACUUUCGCGACCUCCACCUGCCCGACGACGAGCAAAAUGACAACAAACUGAAUAGCAGCGCGGCGGUGAACGCCUCGUCGAACGAGAAGGGCGGGGGCGGGAGCACGGGCGGCGCGCGCUCCAGCCAGGUCUCGCUGAGCUCGAACCCGGACCUGGACUUCCGCUACUCGGCCAUCUUCACCGAGGUGGCCUUCUACAGGGGGCGGCUGCUCGCCGUGAAGCGCGUCCGCAGACAGCACAUCGACAUCAACCGGGAAAUCAAGAAGGAGCUCAAAAUCAUGCGGGACUUACAGCAUGAUAAUUUAAAUGGUUUUGUGGGCGCUUGUAUUGAACCUCCAAACAUUUGCGCUCUAUCCGAAUAUUGUACUAGAGGGAGCCUAAAGGACAUCUUGGAAAACGAAGACAUUAAGUUGGACAACAUGUUUAUCGCUUCACUGGUCGGAGAUAUCAUUAGGGGAAUGAUAUUCAUCCAUGAGUCUCCUCUGCAAUACCACGGAGCGUUGCGGCCUUCCAACUGCCUUGUGGAUGCACGUUGGGUUGUUAAACUGGCAGACUUUGGCCUUAGAGAGUUUCGAAGGGGAGAGCUACCACCGUCAGAACCAAACGCAUUGAGAGCCCAUAUUGAAGGUCUGCUGUAUCUAUCGCCGGAACUGCUGCGCGCGGCCGGCUGGGGGAGGGGCGGGGUGGCGGGGGCGCACGGCUCCACGGCGGCCGACGCGUACGCGUUCGGGCUGCUGCUGUACGAGCUGCACGCGCGCCGAGGCCCCUUCGGCCCCGACGCCCCCCCCGCGCCCUCCCUCCUGCGCCGCAUCGCCGCGCACGACGCCCCGCCUUUCAGGCCUCCAUUGGACGCGUUGGCCGGGAGGUUUGACUGCGUGCGCGAGUGUUGCGUCGAGUGCUGGGCAGAAGAGCCGACGGCGCGGCCCGACUUCAAAGCCAUACGCGCCAGGCUUCGACCGCUAAGAAAGGGAAUGAAGCCAAAUAUUUUUGACAACAUGAUUGCUAUGAUGGAGAAAUAUGCCAACAACCUCGAAGCUCUGGUCGACGAAAGGACUGAUCAAUUGCAGGAAGAGAAGAAGAAAACCGAGGCACUGCUCGAGGAGAUGCUGCCGGCGCCCGUGGCCGAACAGUUGAAGCGCGGGCGGCGCGUGAUGCCAGAGAGCUACGAUUCCGUUACUAUAUACUUCAGCGACAUAGUCGGCUUCACCGCGAUGUCAGCGGAGAGCACACCCCUACAGGUGGUGGACUUCCUUAACGAUCUGUACACGUGUUUUGAUUCGAUAUUAGAAAACUUCGACGUGUACAAAGUGGAAACCAUAGGCGACGCGUACAUGGUUGUAUCAGGGCUGCCACUGCGCAACGGCAUCCAGCACGCGGGCGAGGUGGCGUCUAUGGCGCUGGCGCUGCUGGCGGCGACGCGCGCAUUCCGAGUGCGCCACCGCCCUGACCACAGGCUGCUGCUGCGCGUCGGCAUGCACUCCGGACCAGUGUGUGCCGGAGUAGUUGGAUUAAAAAUGCCUCGAUAUUGUUUAUUCGGGGACACAGUCAACACGGCGAGUCGUUUCGAAUCGACCGGAGCGCCCCUGAAGAUUCACUGCAGUGCGGCGUGCAAAUCCCUUCUCGAUCAGCUCGGUGGCUAUAUUUUAGAAGAACGCGGAAUUGUAUCCAUGAAAGGCAAACGUGAUCAGAUGACGUACUGGCUGCGCGGCGAGGAGGCGGGCGCGGCGGCGGUGCGCGCCCGACGCCGCGAGCUGCGCGCCCACGCGGCCCACGCCGCCCACGCGGCACACUCCACGCACGCCGCACACGCAGACGCCCCGCCCCAUGAGCGCCGCGGGCAACGCAGCUCGCUCAAGUCGCGCAACUGGAAGAACCAGCUGGGCGGGCUGCACAGAUGUUGCAGUUUAGAAUCUCCAAAGAAAUUAAGGUUCGCCUCGGGUAAUCACUUAGAAUCUCACACAGACAGCGUGCUUCACCACAGAAGUGAUGAAUAUCUCAUGGAGGUGGUGGGGGAGGGUCGUUUAACGCCGGCCCAACGCAGCGACCUUCUAGAAGCGCCUAGCCUGCGGCAAGAGUUUACGAGCGUGUCGUGUCCUAUUAUUGAGCACGUCGAGAGCGCACCGCCCGCCUCGGAACCGGUAAAGCAGCUCGAAGCUCCGCUCGACAGCCAGCUCGGCGCGCCGCUCGACGCGCCUCCUGAAAUGCCUUGCGACAUCCGCCUCGUCGUCAACGGCUGCACGUACGACAACGACACCGCCGCCGCCAUUCCAUUACUCGCCGACGCU
This is a messenger RNA of Iphiclides podalirius (scarce swallowtail), 2625 nucleotides long. The record is from the annotation of a GenBank genome assembly. Lineage: Eukaryota; Metazoa; Arthropoda; Insecta; Lepidoptera; Papilionidae.